Messenger RNA from Notolabrus celidotus (New Zealand spotty), 1760 nucleotides. RefSeq names its product coronin-2B-like. The record is from RefSeq and is a predicted model, not a curated record. Lineage: Eukaryota; Metazoa; Chordata; Actinopteri; Labriformes; Labridae. Gene Ontology annotation, molecular function: actin filament binding. The transcript has 13 exons. Gene Ontology annotation, biological process: actin filament organization. The coding region runs from base 10 to 1662 and encodes 550 amino acids.
GUCCUCCAGAUGCCGUGGCGUUCGUCUUUCCGCUGCUCUAAGUUUCGCCAUGUUUUUGGGAAGUCAUCCACCAAGGAAAACAGCUAUGAUGGGGUGCCAAUCACACGCAGCGUCCAUGACAACCACUACUGCUCAGCAAAUCCUUGCUUCAUCGCUGUAGUGACAGAGUGUGCCGGGGGCGGGUCCUUCUUAGUCCUGCCGAUCCAUCAUACAGGCAGGGUGGACCCCCAGCAUCCACGGGUGUGUGGUCACAGUGGGAGGGUCCUGGAUGUCAAGUGGAACCCAUUUGAUGAUCACUGCAUCGCCUCGUGCUCAGAGGACUGCAGUGUAAAGAUUUGGGACAUCCCAGUCUGCGGUGUCCAACAGAACCUCACAAAAGCAAGGAAGACACUGAUUGGUCACUCCAGGAGGGUGGGGCUUAUCGAGUGGCAUCCAACAGCCGAAAACCUGCUGCUUAGCUCGGCCUAUGACUGCAAGGUCCUCCUCUGGGACGUGUCCCAGGUUGAAGCAGUGCUCAGGUACCCUGUGCGGGUGGUUUUGAUGCCCGUCUUCCACCGCUACCCAGCAGAAGCACUACUGCUGUCUGUCAGCUUCAACACUGAUGGCAGUAGGCUGGCAGUCGCCUCCAAAGACAGACGGGUCAGAGUCCUGGAUCCACGGACAGGAAAGAUCCUACAGGUGUCCAGCAGCAAGUUUCACAGAGCCAGUAAGGUUUUAUACAUCGGAGGGUUUAAAAUGCUUCUGUCCACUGGCAGCUCACCCUGGAACCACAGACAAAUCGUCCUCUGGGAUCCGGAUGAUUUAUCUGAGCCUUUGUAUGAAGAAGAGUUGGAUGGAUCUGCAGGAGUCCUUUUUCCAUUCUACGACCAAGACACUCACAUACUUUACCUGGCUGGAAAGGGGGACGGGAACAUUCGGUACUAUGAGCUCAGUGAUGAAAAACCGUACAUCAGUUUCCUGACAGAGUACAGGUCCCUGCUGCCACAGAAAGGACUCGGGGUGAUGCCAAAGCGCGGCCUGGACGUGAGCGCCUGUGAAGUGUUCAGAUUUUACCGUCUGAUCGCCGUUAAAGAUCUGGUGGAACCACUGUCCAUGAUCGUACCUCGAAAAGAGUCCGGUGUUUUCCAAGAGGAUCUUUACCCGAUGACGGUCGGAAACCAGGCGGCAAUGACGGCUCAGGAUUGGCUGUCAGGAAUGAACAGAGGCCCAGUCCUGAUGUCCUUGAAGCCUUGGACUCAGGUACCAAACCCUUACCCAGAAUCUCCUGCUGAGAAGGGGCAAGUGAGGAGCUCCCUGAGGCUGCAGAUGGGUCCCGCUGAUGGUUCAGUGUCCAGGAUGGACCUGGACUUUAUGGAGGAGGCUUUCCUUGAGGAGCAGCUGGCCUACCAGGUCGCCAAAUACCCGAGAGCGGUGAGCGACCUGUCCGGUUGGCAGCCAGACGAGACCCAGAUCCCGCUGUGGACGUACUACUGCACUCCACACUGCUGCGAACCAGCAGAGAGACCACCACCUACAACUGAGAGCGAGCUCCUGCAGGCGUUUUAUAGACAGCAAGACGAGAUCCACGGCCUACGAGAGCAACUCAGUCACAAAGAUGUGAGGAUCUCUCAACUGGAGCUGGAGAUCAAAAGCACAAGAAACAACAUGCGGGCAACCUUCUGAAUCAAGCAAUCAGCUUACACAUGGCUGUCUCAACACGAGACCAAUCAACCACUUAACAUUUCUGAACAAUAAAGGAGACACUGCUAACGUCCACACAA